AGCAGAAGGACAAGUUUCCCUUGUCUCUCCUUCUACAAAUCCUUUCCCCUCGCUCCUCUCUUUUCCAAUCUACACCUUUUUUCUUCACGCGCCGCCUUUAUUAAAAUCGCCGACCACACACUCAUCCGUGUUCUAGAUCUGGUUCCGUUCGUUUCAAUACCUCUACCUAACUCCAACUCUCUCGUGUAUCAAGAAUUGAUUUUAAAACUGUUUUUGUUAUUUUACCUUUUUAUCCUUGAACUUGCUUGCCUCUUUGAACCUCGCCAGCGAUUGAGUCUCCCUCCUUCUCGACCCCGUUUUGGACCUUUUCCUUCUCUCCCUUGUCAAGAAAAUGAUUUGACACCUACGUCCCAAAAAUAAAACUCCAAAUUCUUGGUCUGACUCUUUUGGCCCAGAAUUAACUGCAAUUUAACGGUUUAAUCCUUCAAAAGAUGAGUUAUCACUCACGUAGGACUUUAACACCUGGCGCCUCAAAGAAGCGCAAAGAGAGAGAGGCACUGUCUUAUUCAAUGAAGCCGAAAUCGGCUUCGGCUCAACCAGCUUCAAAUCUUGACGAGCCGAUUUCCUCUAAUCGGCUACUAGCCGGCUACAUGGCGUAUGAGUUCUUGACUGAAGGCACCCUUCUUGGGCAGAAGUUCGAUCCAGCUCGAGCAGAAGUCAUGUCUCUAGCUGGCGGCUCGGUGGAGUGCUCGAAGAGAGGAGAGCCGGGAAAGAAGAAGGAACACAAAAGUUACGCUGAGGUGGCAAGCAUUUUAAAGAGUGAAGGGGCCCACAUUCCCGGGAUUGUUAAUCCUUGCCAGCUGGCCAGGUGGAUCCAGAUGUAGAAGUAUACUGGCGUUUGUACGUGGCGGGAUCUGAUUGGGAAAUAGAUUCGAGUCCACGUAACCAUCAAGGGCAAGAUUGUGAAUAUGUUGCCGGGUCUGUUUGGAAACGGCGAGUCCGUCGCAGAAGUGAGAUGAACCAGAAAUCAAUGGAGCAAGCGCAAAAGCUUCGUCCGUCUCUCAGUGGAGGCGUGUGUGGUCGUGUCAGAUUCUAAAUGACCCUGUUCCUGAGCUUGUUUGUUGUUUAAUAUAAUCUCAGAUAGGGCUAGCAUCUCCACAUUAUCGAGCAUGUAUUAAUUAGACAUGCAUAUUUGCAGUACGCACGGGGGAUAGAGAAUGUAAGUAGCUGAGCCCUUGUUUAAUCACUGUUACUAAAUACAUGUCUGUUUGUUUUUCCUUUUGCUAUUCAAGGUGUUCUUCAUUCUUUU
Populus euphratica (Euphrates poplar) is the source of this 1249-nucleotide messenger RNA. It is a transcript of the gene EDA6, whose product is annotated as embryo sac development arrest 6. The record is from RefSeq and is a predicted model, not a curated record. NCBI's taxonomy places the organism in Eukaryota, Viridiplantae, Streptophyta, Magnoliopsida, Malpighiales, Salicaceae. Bases 432 to 824 code for a protein of 130 amino acids. The transcript has a single exon.